AUGAAUAUUCUUAACGAUAUAUAUGAAAAGAAAUUGACAGAAAACGAAGGAAAGUUGAGGUUUUGGGAAGAUUAUUUGAAAAGUUUGAAAGCACUAGAUUUCAGCCAAUUUUCAGAUAAAUUAGCAGUUCCAAUACUAGUACCCGUUGGCAGUAGAAUUUUUUUCAGAGGUUACUUAAAACACACUAAUGAAGUAACUGUCGCCUUAGGUGCGGACUACUUUACUAAAUGCUCUUUACAGCAGGGAGAAAUUUUACGACAACAUAGAAUUAAAGAUGCUGAAUCAAAACUGGAUACAUUUCAAAAGGAAAAAGAAUACAUAGAAAGCCAAAUAAGUUUCAACAGAGACAAUGUGUUUGGUAAUGUUGGUCAAGAAAUAAUUGAAUUACAUACAGAAGAAGAAGACAGAGCAUGGAGAGAAAAACAUAGGCAAAAGGUUAGAGAGUACUAUCAAAAAAAAGAAAAAAAAGAAGAAACUCAAAUAAAUGAGAUUCCUGAUGAAGUCUUAUGGAAUAGACUGGAGGAAUUAGAGCUUCAAGAAGAAUUAUACAAUGAAUUAUCUAAACUUGGUAAUAGUGAAGAAAUGGAAGUAAUGAUAGAAAAUAAUAAAUAUAACAAAGAUGAAAAAGAAAAUAAUGAAAAGUGUAAAAAAAAUAGUUUAUACUUUAGUAAUUUAGCAGAAGUAAAUAAAGAUAAUGGUUUUGUUCAAUUGCAUUCAAAACCAACUGAAAAAUUAGACCUUUUACAACAAGUUCUUGAUAAGCAAAAUGAACUUGAAAAUAAAUUAACAGAGUUAAAAAACAGGGACAGAAAUUCCAGUAAAACUGAGAGUGACCUCAUGUCAAGGUUAGAUGAAUUGGAGCAAUUAGAUGAAUUAGAGGAUGAAAUGGACAGGUUAGAUGAUAUUCUUCAUGAAGAAAAUGACGAGGCUGAGGAAGGUGAUAAAAGCAAUUUAAAAAUGAAAAGAGGUGUCUCUUUUGCUGACGAAGAUGAAAGUGAAACAUUGGAACUGACUUUUAAACAUACAGAAAUAGAACCAUGUAACAAACCAUACAACCCAGAAAUUGGCAUUAUGAAACCAAGUGAUAUAUAUACUGCAUACUCACACCUGUUCACUGAAACAACAUCAAUUUUAAGAAAAACAAAAUACGAGUCUAGUGUAACAGAACCUAACAUUGGUCAAGAAAAAAAAGUUAGUCCUACUGUUAUUGCACAAAAUAUAAAUACCGAAAGCAGAAUAAUAGUAGUCAAAGAUGUAAAAGAAAAGGAAGUGGAUAUGGAAAAUUCUGUAGAUACUGUGAAAACUAGACCCAUAAGUAUUUUCAAAAAACGAAGACAACAGAAAUCUUAA
Parnassius apollo (apollo) is the source of this 1350-nucleotide messenger RNA. Lineage: Eukaryota; Metazoa; Arthropoda; Insecta; Lepidoptera; Papilionidae. The record is from the annotation of a GenBank genome assembly.